AUGCCUUCGCUGGACGUAUCCGAGUCUUUGGGGCUUGAUUAUUACGUGCAAGUGUUGGAUUCCGCUGUAGCUCAGCAAUGGACCAGCUCCACUAUCUCCAUUCCUCUGAAGGGGGAUGAAGAGGUUGUGAUAGAUGCCAACGACGAGCUGCCUGAGGAUCCCACAGAACUCUGUGAUCUUUUGGAAAACGAAGAGGCAGGAAAAGAUCAGUGGCUUUCUAUUGCAAGAGCUUAUGCCAAUCAGGGUAGAUUUGAUGAAUCUGCCGAGGUCAUCAAAAGAGGGUUGAGCUCAAGCACCAUCAUUGACUCUACUAGUGAUGUUCAGGCCAGUUUCCACACGUUUCUAGCCUGGUUAUAUCUCUCACAGCAGUUCAAGUCGCAAGACUCAUUUUCUCUCGAUCUGGCCAAUAACGAAUCAAACACAGCGUUCUCAUUGAACCCAGAGUCACUCAACACUGGGCUUGCUAUGGGCAUAUUAAGCUUGGAGUCAGAAGGCAAAUUAGAUAGGGCCUCCUCCAUCUUUGACGAUAUUUUGAAAAGACAGCCUUCCAAUUGUUAUGCGUUCAUGGGAAAGGCAAAGGUGUUGUUCCAGAAGGGAAACUACUCCGCUUCGUUGAAGCUAUUCCAAACUGUUCUGUCUAACAACCCUCUCAUCACUCCAGAUCCAAGGAUUGGAAUUGGCUUGUGUUUCUGGAAGCUGGAUAAUAAGUUGUUGGCUAGGAAGGCUUGGGAAAACUCUUUGAAGGUUAACCCAGAUUCCAAGUCUAUUGCUAAACUGCUGUUAUGUUUCAGUGCGUUUGACGAGUGUUUCACUGGCUCUCAGAGCGAUGAACACUUUUUGGCAGGAUACGCCGAAGCUUUGACUCAACUGAAAGAAAUAUAUACUGGAGGAUCUCAUGAUGAGUCCAUUCUCAUUGUUCUGGCUUCGUACUACUACUCAUGCGGAAAAUACGAUUUAGUGGAUCAGAUUUGCAAUAAGGUGCUCGCUUCCUCCAAGAGCCCCAGCGUGGUAGGUGAUGCCCAGUUCUGGCUUGGGAGGUGUCGCUUUGCCGAGAGGCAGUACGUUGAAGCCCAGAAGCACUUUCUGGAUUCCAUUAAGGCCAAAGAUGACAAUCUCCUGGCGAAGAUUGGAUAUGGCCAGUGCCAGAUAGCUAGAGGAGAAUUCGGUGAAGCUAUCAUCUCUUUUGAGAAAGUGUUGAAGGAGAAUCCCAAAACAUUAGAGGUUAUCUACAUUCUGGGUAUACUAUACUCGAAGGAUAAGUCUUCAACUACGAAGUCCAUCUCGUACUUGGAGAAAUACCUUCAGUUGUGCAAGGAGUCUGGUUUCACUGUAUAUCUUCCAGCGUAUCUGUCGCUUUCGCAGGCAUACGAGGAUGAGAACACCACCAAGUCUCUCAAGUACCUGCAGCAGGCAAAAGAGCUCCUGGAAUCUGAGCAAAAGAAUGUUCCUUACUCUCUGCUAAACAACAUUGGUGUCUUCUCGUUACUGAGAGUCGAGAAGGGAAAUCCUUCUGUCGAUAUCUUUGAUGAAGCGUUAGAAGCCCACAAAGAACAAGCUGGAUCGGAUGCCGUCUCCGUUAUUUUGAAGUACAAUAAGGCCCGUGCUCUUGAGUCCUCUCAGGAAACUGUUUCUGAUGCUAUCAGACUUUACGAAGAGAUCUUGGAUGUUUGCCCCAACUAUGCCAGUGCCAAAAUCAGGUGGCUCUUGCUAUCAAGUCUAUCAGGCGACAAUGUCGUUAAAAACGAAGUUUUGAACUUGUUGGAAGCCAAUCCAGAUGACUUGGAAGUGAGAUCGUUUUACGGGUGGUAUGCGAGAAGAUACGGUAGACAGCAGGAUAUCAAACAAGAGGCCGAAUCUGAACAUCAUCGUGAUACCUUGGUGAAGUAUGACUCUCACGAUCUUUAUGCUUUGAUCUCUCUCGGUAAUGUCUACUGUGCGAUCGCUAGGGACAUCAGGAACGGCUCUGCAAAGGAUGAAGAGAGAAAAAACGGAUACUACAUCCGUGCUGCUCAGCUUUAUCAGAAAGUGUUGUCGAUUGAUCCCAAGAACGCAUAUGCCGCUCAGGGUAUCGCUAUAAUCUUUGCCGAUAGGAAGCAAUCUGGAGCCGCUCUGGAGAUCUUUAGAAAGGUGAGAGACUCUCUGCAAGACAUGUCCGUUUACAUCAACCUGGGAAACUGCUUAGUGGAAGUCAAGCAGUAUGCUAAAGCUAUUGAGAGCUACGAUAUUGCACUGAGCAAGUUUACCAGCGGAGAAGAUUCUAGAUUGUUUGUGCUGUUGGGUAGGGCAUGGUACGGAAGAGGUGCUUUUGAGAAAAACUUGGAUGCUAUAAGGCAGAGUUUGGACUUUUCCAAAAAAGCUUAUGCACUCAAUCCAAUCCCAGCGUUGUCUUUCAAUGUUGCUUUCGUCCAGUUCCAGGUUGCUGAUUUCAUAAGAAGACUACCCGAACAGAAAAGAACGGUGGAGUCAUUGGAGGAUGCCUUACAGGAACUUGAGGAAGCCAUUUCGAGUCUGGAAAAACUGGCAGAUGAGCCUCAUCCUCCUUAUCCAGCCGAAGAUAUCAAAGCAAGGGCUUCCAUGGGUACAAACACAUUGAAGAACCAGCUUAUCAGGUGCAUCGAAGAGCAGAAACAGUACGAAAUCAAGACCGCCGAGAGACUUGAGGAAGCCAAGAAGUUGCGUGCUGAGCAAGAGGAGAAACUUGCAGAAGCCAAAGAAAGAGAACUCGCCGCUGCUCGUGAAAACGAGAAGAGGCUGGCUGAAGAAAGAAGAAAGCUACAAGUGGAGGCUGAAGACUGGAUCAAAAACCAGAUCGACCUUGCCAAGGACGAGAACGACGAGCUGGAGCCAACAGAAGAUGGUGCCGAAAAAGAACCAAAGAAAAAGAAGGCUGCAUCUGGUACUCGCAAGACGAGAAAGAAGAAGGCCAAGAUUGUUGAUUCUGAUGAAGAGGAAGCAGCUGGAGAAUCCAAGGGUCCUGUCCCUAAGAAAAGAAGGGUCAACUCUAAAAAGCCUGAGUUAUCGAAUGAGUUCGUUGUCGAUAGCGAGGAAGAUAUGCCUGAUGUGAAUAGUGACGCUAAUGACGAUCCUAGCGAGAAGGAGGCUAACCCCAGCGAUGAUGGUGAUGACGGCGAAGAAGAAGGUCUAUUCUAG
This is a messenger RNA of Kuraishia capsulata CBS 1993, 3150 nucleotides long. RefSeq lists its product as uncharacterized. Gene Ontology annotation, biological process: regulation of DNA-templated transcription. The transcript has a single exon. NCBI's taxonomy places the organism in Eukaryota, Fungi, Ascomycota, Pichiomycetes, Pichiales, Pichiaceae. The record is from RefSeq and is a predicted model, not a curated record. Gene Ontology annotation, molecular function: RNA polymerase II complex binding. Gene Ontology annotation, cellular component: Cdc73/Paf1 complex. The coding region runs from base 1 to 3150 and encodes 1049 amino acids.